Molecule: messenger RNA, 3610 nt
Organism: Eruca vesicaria subsp. sativa (arugula)
Lineage: Eukaryota; Viridiplantae; Streptophyta; Magnoliopsida; Brassicales; Brassicaceae
Source: the annotation of a GenBank genome assembly
CUCUCUCUCCUCUCUAUUUAUCUUCUCUUUCUAUCUUUCUUCCGUCGUCUUUUGUUUUUGUUCUCUCUCUGUAGAAUCUCCGGAGCUACCACAACAACGAAUAACCUUCGCUUUGCUCUUUCUUCCACCAUCUCAGGAGGGAGAGGUUUGACGAAUAGAAAAUCAGAAUGGCAGAGAGUGUUGGUGAAGUUUGUGGAGUGGGAAGAUCAGUAGAGGAGAGCUCAAAUGGAGGAGAAGCAGUCUCUAAGUGGAGGUCUUCUGGUCAAGUUGAGAAUGGGACGCCGUCUACAUCUCCUCCCUCUUACUGGGACACCGAUGAUGAUGAUGAUCAAGAUUACGGCCUUAAACCCUCUCAGUUAUUUGGGAAACAUACUUGGAAGAUACCUAAAUUCUCAGAAAUCAACAAAAGGGAGCUCCGUAGCAGUGUUUUUGAUGCUGGCGGCUACAAAUGGUAUAUUUUAAUUUAUCCACAAGGAUGUGAUGUUUGCAAUCAUCUUUCCUUGUUUCUCUGUGUUGCAAAUCAUGAGAAACUUCUUCCAGGCUGGAGUCAUUUCGCUCAGUUCACUAUAGCUGUGGUGAAUAAAGAUUCAAAGAAAUCCAAGUUUUCAGAUACGCUGCAUCGGUUUUGGAAGAAAGAGCAUGAUUGGGGAUGGAAAAAGUUUAUGGAGUUACCAAAGUUACAUGAAGGGUUCAUAGAUGAUUCUGACUCUCUUACGAUUGAGGCUCAAGUUCAGGUGAUCAGGGAGAGAGUGGACCGACCUUUUCGCUGCCUUCAUUGCGGUUAUAGGAGAGAGCUGGUUAGGGUGUAUUUUAAUAACGUAGAGCAACAUUGCCGACGUUUUGUCGAAGAGAAAAGAAGCAAGCUUGGGAGGUUGAUAGAGGACAAGGCAAGAUGGACGAGCUUCGGUGUUUUCUGGUUAGGGAUGGACCAAAACUGUAGGCGUCGGAUGUCUAGAGAGAAAAUGGACGUUAUACUAAAAGGAGUUGUAAAACACUUUUUCAUAGAGAAGGAAGUUACAUCCACUUUGGUGAUGGAUUCCUUGUAUAGUGGAUUAAAGGCUCUUCAAGGCCAAGCUAAAAACAAGAAAGCUAGGCCAAGUUUGUUAGAUGCCAAGGAAUUGCCAGCUCCGAUUGUUAAUGUGGACAAAGAUAUGUUCGUAUUAGUUGAUGAUGUGCUGUUGCUCCUAGAGAGAGCUGCUCUAGAACCAUUGCCUACACAUGAGGAUAAAAGUCCCCAAAACCGUACAAAGGAUGCCAAUGAUGGAGAAGAGGUCAACAAUGAAGUCGUUGAGCGUGAUGAGAGACGUUUAACUGAGUUGGGUAGACGAACCGUGGAGAUUUAUGUUCUAACCCAUAUCUUCAGCAGCAAAAUCGAGGUUGCAUAUCAAGAAGCUAUUGCGCUAAAAAGGCAGGAAGAACUGAUUCGUGAGGAAGAGGAAGCGUGGUUAGCAGAAACAGAACAGAGGGCCAAAAAAGGAACAGCAGAGAGGGAGAAGAAAUCUAAAAAGAAACAGGCGAAACAGAAACGGAACAAAAAUAAAGGGAAGGACAAAAGGAAGGAAGAAAAGGUGACCGUUGCAACACAUGAAAAGGAUCUUAAGGAGAACCAACAUGAAGAGGAAGAAAAGGAUUCUGUCACCGAGAAAGCACAAUCCUCAGCUGAAAAGACUGAUAUUCUUGGAGAUGUGUCAGACGUAUCUGAUUCUGCGGAUGGUUCAGUCGACAUUCUUCACCCUGAUUUAGAAGAUGGAGACAGUAGCUCGCUUCAUUGGGAUGCUGACACCUUGGAAGCUCAUCCUCCUCCAUCAGGAGGGAGCGACAUUUCCAUAUCCACACCCAAUGGAAUUGGAGAAAGAAAGAAUCAGUACACAGUGGAUGAUAGUUCCUCAACUUGUUCUAAUGAUUCUAUCCGGUCAGGGGUUACCAAUGGCAAUGGGUCAUACAAAGGGAAUGCCUUGAAUUUCCGAGACCAGAAGUCACCAAAUACAGGAACGAACCACCAAGCAAAAGUGAAAUCUGAAUCCCGGAGCUUAGUGAAUGAAGCAGAUGACCAACCUUCAACACUUGGAACAGAAUCAAAGAGUCAAAGUUCGCCAUCCGAAUCUGAUUGGGUUGUUGUCUCCCGCAUCCAGGAGCCAGAUAGCUCUCGGAAUCGUAGUCCCGUUAGGAAGGAACGCAACGUCGCUCCAAUCAUUGUGAACUCGGUUGACAUGGAUCGACUAAAAGUGAAAAGCGCUGCUGUACUUUCUUCUCCCAGAACUGCUGCCAAGAAUCCUUCACCAUUAACUCAGACAAAGCCAGAGAAAAAGAGCGUUUCAAACGCAGACCCUGCUCCAAAUAGGAAAGCAAUGUCAGCUCAUGGGCCACCUUCAUCAAGUCAAGUAGUGCGGCCUUCUUCAGAUAUUCAGUCACAAACCAUUGGUCUGAGAUCUGAUAUGCAAAAGAUGUCUGCUCCAAAACCGUCUGCAACAACAACAGCAACUAUAUCAAGACCUUCUAGUGCUCCAAUUAUCCCGGCGAUGCAACCUGCCCCUAUCAUCUCCUCCUCUUCGGUUCAAUCAACAUCAUUCCUUCCUCGGUCGGUUAGCUCAGCUGGUCGUCUAGGUCCCGACUCUUCGGUACACAACCAACAAACUUACAUUCCUCAGUCUUAUAAGCAUGCCAUAGUCGGUAACUCUCCCGGUUCAGCAUCUAGUUUCAUCCACCACUCAAGCUCUCAUGGAGUUGUCCCAACCACAUUGCCAUCAUCAUCUUACUCACAAACACCGACAUUAUCUCAUCAGUCAAGCUUCCCUUUCAGUCAAGAUGCGCUUAUGUGGGCAGGAAGGAGUUCAAAUUCUUUAAACAUGGGCAUGAACAGCCCUUACACACAAACCAUGACUAACAACAGAUCUGUAAGCCACAUUGAUGUUGAGAUUGCGCGACAACAACAACCACAAAGCUUGAUGACCGACGAGUUCCCUCACCUUGACAUCAUCAACGACCUGCUCGAAGACGAAAGCUGCAGCAACAUGGCGUUCAAUGGAAGCAUAUACAAUUCACAACCGCAGCUUUUCAACAGCCAAUACGCUUACCAUAAUAACGGUGGUGGUGAUCUAGGCAUCUCAGGUGAGUUUAUGUCUAGUGGCAGGUCCAGGAGUUUCGGAGAUGAAGGAUUCCAUUACAUGCCACGUGUCUCUGCAGCCGGACCAUACGGUGCGGAUGGUUUGAUGCCGCCGACGCAGUGGCAAAUGGCGAACAUGGACUUGUCUUUAUUAGCUAUGAGGAACAGUAACUUGGAAGAUACAGCACCAACAUACCAUCACAACACAUAUCAGAGUUUUUCGCCUGGGAUUAAUGGCUACACUGAGUACAGACCUUCGUCUAAUGGCCACUGAGUGACGAGGAAAUGAAGCAAAUGAAAUUUGGGAUUUGUAAUGUUUUUUAAUCAAAAAAAGAAAAAGAAAAAGAAAUUACGAUUACAGUUUGUGUAAAGAGAGUUUCUCUUCUCUACGUUUCAAAUGAAUUUACUUUUCUUUUUUAAUAUAAGAUAGUUUUCAACAUUCUUCUAUAGACAAACUUUUGCUUCCUACAAUUGUGGUAUGAAUAAUAAUAGUGAAUUCUGUUUUAA